AUGCCAUACAGCAUUGGGAAAGCACAGAUGAAGGUAGUGGUUAUAGAUGUCCAAGAAAGUUCGAUGAAGGCCGUUUUUGAUAAUAUUCCGAACACCGCGGCAGCCAGUAAAGCAGCAGGUACUGCGUAGCGCCAGACAAAAUGAAGGAAGACACUGAUAUUCUGCUCGUACACUAUUGCUGGGGUUGAUGCUGAACCCAUUGUUCUGAUAUUCACUAGUAAACGAUAAGUGGUAUAAUUCCAAAACACCGAUAUGCACUCCCAUAAGACCAUUGCACAGAUCGCUAUAUGCACCACGCUAUAUGACUGCUCGAUCCAUUCUGUAUAG
Molecule: messenger RNA, 327 nt
Organism: Haemonchus placei
Lineage: Eukaryota; Metazoa; Nematoda; Chromadorea; Rhabditida; Trichostrongylidae
Source: the annotation of a GenBank genome assembly